GAUUCUUUAGUAGAGGAUAAAGUGGUCUCGAUGCGCUAGAAGCACUGUGCCGCUUCUCGUGCUAUCUUUGCUUGUUAGUUAGCUUAGCUCGCUAGUUAGCUUAGCUUGUUAGCUGCUAACAGAAGACACAGAAGUUAUCAACACAUCGCUAAGUAGAGAUCAAGUGAUUGAUUGAUUGAUACUUUUAUUAGUAGAUUGCACAGUAGAGUACAUAUUCCGUACAAUUGACCACUAAAAGGUAACACCCGAAUACGUUUUUCAACUUGUUUAAGUCGGGGUCCACAUUAAGUGUGAGUGUAAAGUGUUGUGAUUGUGUGAAAAUGUGCCAAAGAACCAUAGGAAAGUAUGAGGACGAAUUCACACAGUACUUUGUAGAAAGUAGCAUUUAAAAUACAAAUAAAUGAAAAUAUAAUUUCAAAUAGGUAAAAGGCUAUGUAUAUUCCGAGUUAUAAGUAGCCACAACCUGUAAUGUAUUUUCUUUUUGAUAGGGACUUCCACAUAUUGGUGGUAAAGCAGGCAAACAAAUCAGAAUUUUUUUUUGGGAGUGAAAUCUGUGUUGAAUGUGAUUUGUACAACUACCUGGUUUUAUAAUGGUCAAUAUAUUUUGAAGUAUCUAGACAGGUACAUGGGUAUGUUAGUGGUAUGGUGUAUCUUCUACACCAGACCAACUGCAAGAAGAUGUACUCUGUCGGCCACCAAGAGCCUCCCCAUGUUAAGGAAAUGGUUGGCGGAAAGGUGAGCCCGAGAUGGACGGUUGAGUAGAAGCCCAAUCAUUUGGUUUUGGGCUGUCUGGAGUUUGUUUUUCGGGGCUUUUAAGGCGUCACGGUACUAAACAUGAACUCCGUAGUCAAAGUGAGAUUAAAUGAGUGCUUGUGUUAGAGUCUUAAAGGGGAACAUUAUCACCAGACCUAUGUAAGCUUCAAUAUAUACCUUGAUGUUGCAGGAAAAAGACCAUAUAUAUUUUUUAACCAAUUUCCAAACUCUAGAUGGGUAAAUGUUGGCGAAUUAAACACCUUUCUAUGUGACGUGUUAACGUGACGUCACAAAGGGAGUCAGUCCGCCAUUUUCUCAAACACAUUACAAACACCAAGUCAAAUCAGCUGUUAUUUUUCGUUUUUUCGACAGUUUUCCGUACCUUGGAGACAUAAUGCCUCGUCGGUGUGUUGUCGGAGGGUGUAACAACACCAACAGGGAGGGAUUCAAGUUGCACCACUGGCCCAAAGAUGCAAAAGUGGCAAGAAAUUGGACGAAAUUUGUUCAAAAUACGAGGGUGUGGGGAAAGCCGACGAAAUGGUCAGUCGUUUGUUCCGCACACUUUACCGACGAAAGCUAUGCUACGACAGAGAUGGCAAGAAUGUUUGGAUAUCCUCCGACACUCAAAGCAGAUGCAUUUCCAACGAUAAAGUCAAAGAAAUCUGCCGCCAGACCCCCAUUGAACGUGCCGAAAUGAGCGAGCUAAACCCCCUGGAUGUCUUGGCUCACACCGCUUCUACCGAAGAUGAUCAAGUGAAGAAUAUGGGCCCUAGUUUCCCUGGCCUGCCGACAUCAACUCCAAAACUGGACGGAUCAGCUUUCAGGAAAAGACAGCGGAUGAGGGUGUUACAGGACAUGUUUUCGAACUCUUAUCAACAUUCGACUGAAGAGGAUGAUUAUCAAACUUUUUCAAGAGCGCAUAUUGGAGUUCAGAUAUACCCUGAUGUGAAGUCUAAAGACGUCCAGCAUCCCCCUCACAUCAUAGAGGUAGAGGAGGAAGUGUGGAUGAGUCAGGAGGGAGAGUGUCCUGUAGGGCAGGAGGAGGCUGAUGUCAGCAAGUUUCCACUGACUGUUGUCUCUGUGAAGACUGAAGAGCAUGAAGACAAACCACCUGAGUCCUCACAGCUUCAUCACAGUCCAAACGUCCAGCAGGUGUCAGCAGAGAGUCAUGAAGAGAUUCCCUCCAAACAGCAGGAGUGGAGCUCCAGUGUGGGACAGACGGAGCUACAGGCCCCCUCCCACAUUAAAGAAGAAGAGGAGGAACUGUGGAAGCAGCUUCAAAUGUUGGUGGAGGAUAAUGAUGAAGAUGAAGCUCAGUCCUUACAGCUUCAUCACUGUCAAAGUGAGGAGAACAGAGGGGUGGAGCUUGUAAGUCAACACAUCACAGAAGCUGAUGGAGAGCAUUGUGAAGAUAUAAAGUCAGAACCAGACAGCAUCUUUGCUCCUCUGUCAGACAUGUACCACAUGAUGUCACACUCUUCUGAUCACAGUGACCACAUCCAACAACCUUUGGAGAGUAAAAAUGACUCUAAAGGUGAUACGAGACAUCACACUAACAACAAACACUUUGACUGCUCUGAAUGUGGGAAAUCAUUUAGACACAAGAGUUAUAUUACAAUACACAUGAGGAUACAUACUGGAGAGAAACCUUUUACUUGCUCUGUUUGUAAGAAGAGUUUCUCCAGAAAGCUUGACAUGACCACACACAUGAGAACACACACUGGAGAGAAACCUUUUACUUGCUCUGUUUGUAAGAAGAGUUUCUCCACAAAGCUUGUCAUGUCCACACACAUGAGAACACAUACUGGAGAGAAACCUGUUACUUGCUCUAUUUGUAAGAAGAGUUUCUCCAGAAAGCAAUACAUGACCAAACACAUGAGAACACACACUGGAGAGAACCCGUUGAGUUGCACUGUGUGUGAUAAAAGGUUCAGGUAUAAGUAUCAGGUCAGUAAACACAAGUGUGUAACAGUCAUGGAAGCUGCAGGGAUUUAAAAACACUUAUAAACAGUGAUUGUGCUAAAUGUACUCUAAUACCACAGCAUGUUUAAAGGGGAACAUUAUUACCAGACCUAUGUAAGCGUCAAUAUAUACCUUGAUGUUGCAGAAGAAAGACCACAUGUUUUUUAACCGAUUUCCGAACUCUAAAAGGGCGAAUUUGGCGAUUUAAACACCUCUCAAUUGUUCGCUGUCGGAGCGAUGACCUUUCACCCGUGACAUCACAAUGGGAAGCAAUCCGCCAUUUCCUCAAACACAUUACACACACAAGUCAAAUCAGCUCUGUUAUUUUCCGUUUUUUCGACUGUUUUCCUUACCUUGGAGACAUCAUGAAUCGUCGGUGGGUUGUCUGAGGGUGUAACAACACGAUCAGGAACGGAUUCAAGUUGGAAUGUGCAUUGAUUAGAACGUCAUGCUAACAUGCUAUUUAGGCUAGCUGUAGGUACAUAUCGCAUCGCUAUGCCUCAUUUACACCUACAUUUGCAUCCAGCCAUUCCCUCCACCCACAUUUAAGGCCAAACAAACACAUACCAAUCGACAGAUUCAAGUUGCACCAUUGUCAAAAGAUGCGAAAGUCCCUUGUUUGUUCUGCACAUUUUACCGCCGAUGCUACGACAGACAUGGCACAGAGAUGCGUGGAUAUCCUGCAACACUCAAAGCAGAUGCAUUUCCAACGAUAAAGUCAACGAAAUCACAACGGUGAGUUUUGUUGAUCUUAUUGACUUAUGUGCUAAUCAGACAUAUUUGUACACGGCAUGACUGCCAGCUAAUCAAUGCUAACAUGCUAUUUAGGCUAGUUGUAUGUACAUUUGUAGCUAUAUUUGCAUCCAGCCUUUCCCUCCACCCACAUUUAAUGCCAAACAAACACUUACCAAUAGACAGAUUUAAGUUGCUCCAGUGGUGAAAAGAUGCAAUCUUUGGUUAGAAGGCGAUCGCCGAAUAGCUUCAAUAGCUAUUUGCUCAAUAGCUUCAGUUUCUUCUUGAAUUUCAUUUUUGCUAUCUGCUUCCACACUCCAACCAUCCGUUUCAAUACAUGUGAUAUCUGUUGAAUCGCUUAAAGGGGAACAUUAUCAUCAAACCUAUGUAAGCGUCAAUAUAUACCUUGAAAAAAAGACCAUAUAUUUUCUUAACCGAUUUUCGAACUCUAAAUGGGUGAACUUUGGCGAAUUAAACGCCUUUCUAUUAUUCUUUGUGAUGUCACAUAGGGAGUCAAGCCGCAAUUUUUUCAAACACAUUGCAAACACUGAGUCAUAUCAGCUCAGUUAUUUUCCGUUUUUUCGACUGUUUUCCGUACCUUGGAGACAUUCUGCCUUGUCGGUGUGUUGUCAGAGGGUGUAACAACACGAUCAGGGACGGAUUCAAGUUGAAUUGCGUGGAGUCUGCAUCGAUUAGCACGGCAUGCUAACCGAUGCUAAAAUGCUAUGUAGGCUAGCUGUAUGUACAUUUGUAGCUAUAUUUGCAUCCAGCCUUUCCCUCCACCCACAUUUAAUGCCAAACAAACACAUACCAAUCGACGGAUUUAAGUUGCUCCAGUGUCAAAAGAUGCGAAAGUCCCUCGUUUGGUCUGCACAUUUUACCGCCGAUGCUACGACAGACAUGGCUCAGAGAUGUAUGGAUAUCUUGCGACACUCAAAGCAGAUGCAUUUCCAACGAUAAAGUCAACGAAAUCACAGAGGUGAGUUUUGUUGAUGUUAUUGACUUAUGUGCUAAUCAGACAUAUUUGGUCGCGGCAUGACUGCCAGUUAAUCGAUGCUAACAUGCUAUUUAGGCUAGCUCUAUGUACAUUUGUAGCUAUAUUUGCAUCCAGCCUUUCCCUCCACCCAUAUUUAAUGCCAAACAAACACUUACCAAUCGACAGAUUUAAGUUGCUCCAGUGGUCAAAAGAUGUACUCUUUGGUUAGAAGGCAAUCGCCGAAUAGCUUCAAUAGCUAUUCACUCAAAAGCUUCAGUUUCUUCUUCAAUUUCGUUUUCGCUAUCUGCCUCCACACUCCAACCCUCCGUUUCAAUACAUGCGUAAUCUGUUGAAUCGCUUAAGCCGCCGAAAUCCGAAUCUGAAUCCGAGCUAAUGUCGCUAUAUCUUGCUGGUCUGUCCGCCAUGUUUGAUUGUAUUGGCAUCACUAUGUGACAUCACAGGAAAAUGGACGGUGGAUUUACAGAUAGCGAAAAUCAGGCACUUUAAAGCCUUUUUUUGGGAUAUUCCAUGAUUGGUAAAAUUUUGAAAAAAACUUCGAAAAAUAAAAUAAGCCACUGGGAACUGAUUGUUAUUGGUUUUAACUCUUCUGAAAUUGUGAUAAUGUCCCCCUUUAAUAUGAAUGUAUAUUUGAUGUUGUAUGUAGUGCUUCUCAUCUUCUACUGUUAUAUGUUAUCCUGGAGUUUUUAAGUUGUGUGCAUGUACUGAAUAUCAUGUAUGUAGCUACUAAUUUAUUUGAUUUUCUCAUUGUUAAAGAGAGGACAUCUUUAUUUUCACUUGGGGGUUUUUUUCACACAUUUUCUUCCUAUGUAUUUUUAUUGAUGUUAUUAUCCAAUUAAAAGUAUGAAUGAAUAAAAUAUUUAACAAAAUGUGGACUCUAGUAGAUUAGCAGCAUUGUUACAUCAUGGAUGUUAACUACAGCAAAACAUCAACAAAGAAGAAAAAGGCUGAAGUUAGCAACACAUCACUGAACUUUAGAGCCAUCGUGAGUGGAGUUGCUUGUUUUUAUUGCUGCAUUUGUACUUAUUUCACCUCAGAUC
Nerophis ophidion (straightnose pipefish) is the source of this 5481-nucleotide messenger RNA. Its product is annotated as zinc finger protein 25-like. The transcript has 5 exons. Gene Ontology annotation, molecular function: RNA polymerase II cis-regulatory region sequence-specific DNA binding; DNA-binding transcription factor activity, RNA polymerase II-specific. The record is from RefSeq and is a predicted model, not a curated record. Bases 1291 to 2748 code for a protein of 485 amino acids. Lineage: Eukaryota; Metazoa; Chordata; Actinopteri; Syngnathiformes; Syngnathidae. Gene Ontology annotation, biological process: regulation of transcription by RNA polymerase II.